AUGCCGCAGCCUUCGAACGUACCCUUCCCAACCCCGCCGUCUUACCGCACCGACUCAUCACAAGCAUCUUCAACUGCGUCAUACGUGACCGCCCACUCCUCGCCCUACAAUCCCCCAAAUCCAGCCUACACCCCUCCACAUAGAGAGUAUCCCCCCAACUACUAUGCUGCUACCCAGCCAUCGUCGCCACAGCAGAGGCUUGAAAGUCAGGUCAGGAGGAGCAGGGGUAAUGAGUAUCUCUUGGGUCUCAACACUGCCAUGAGCAACCUAGAGCUUCAUGGCAAUGGUACAGAGGAUGCGCCACCUAGACUUACGAAUACGAAUCACCCAUUGUCGUAUCAAGAAGGCGAAAGUGGCAGGCAGAGCUAUUACGCAGAGUCGCCACGGCAACGGUACCAUUCCACACCUGCCAUGUCUCCCAUCUCGCCCAACACGAACAAAACGCUCCCGCCGCUACCAUCAGGAGCACAGAGCAGACCUCUAGAGAGCUUUUCGCCUUCAGGAAGUCGUGCUUCUCCUAGUCGCCCACAGCACAUGGCUGGCGCGUCUUCGACUGGCGGUACGGUAACAUACGGACUGCCGCCACCCCCUCCAUUACCUCCAAGACCGACAUCACUGCCUCAGUACAUGCUUCCUUACGCAAACCCUGAUAGGUCAUCCCCUCAACGGUACUGUCCCUCCCAGCACGUGGCUGCUCCUGAUCCGAGGAGCGGACUCUCUCCCGGGAGACCUCAAUCAGACCCUCAGAUCACCGCAGCUCGGCCUGAACGGAGAAUCUCUCCCAGAGGCAAGGAGAACUUUCAGCCUGCACAGCCUGGUCCUUCUACUCCGAACCGAAAAGCCCCGCAGAACCCAGUCAGAUCAAACCACCGCCGAGCCAAAUCCGAUCCAGAUGGAGAGUACACUCCCGUCAUCGACCUCACCGUCUCUUCCCCAGAAUCUCCUUCCUCUCCCUCGGCCUCGGCUCGAAGAGGCCCCAAAGGGUCAUCUCCGAGUAGGUACAGAGCGCAUUCCGAUAUCCGGAGCUCAUUCCUCACUUCUCCCUCCCCUGCCGCUUCCCCUGCGAGACGCAAAUCACCAAGUAAACCCACUGCCAACACUUCCGGCCUUGCCUCAUCUCCCAAAAAGCCGCUUACACCAAGUAAAGUGGGUGCGCAAUGUUCUGGAUUUACGCGUACGGGAGCGCCGUGCAAGCGUAUCGUCCGCGCGCAUGCACCGUACAUUGCCACGCCUAGGAGGGAAAAUGAUGAUGAUGGUGAUGUCAGGAGUGAGAGGGUUAUGGGGAGGUAUUGUAAAGAUCAUGCCGGGAUGAUUUGUAAGGAGAAGGGGUUUUACUGGAGGAAUGGGGAAGGGGAACAUGCGAGCAAGGUUUGGGUAGAUUUUGAAGAUUACGUCCUCCCCGAUCUCAGCGAGCAGACUCAGACUCUGAUCAGAAUGGUCAUGGAGAGUAAACUGACUCCCAAGGAAGCGCCUGGAUACCUUUACGUGUACGAGCUUAGAGGUGAGCACCAUAGAUACGUAGAGACCGACAACCUAUCGUUCUACAAGUGCGGUCGAACUGAUAAUGUACCACGGAGAAUUGGGCAAUGGACCCACCAAUGCCAGUCCAAAACCCCAAGUCUCCUCGACAUCUUUCCACGCCCAAACACCUCCUCCACCCGCCCCAAAUCUUCAGCCCCCGAUCGAUCCCAACACCUGAUCACAUCCUUUCUCCAAGGCGCCACCACCCACGUCAUCCCACCUCUUCCCGCUAUGAAGCGAUGGGAGCGGCUCGUGCAUAUUGAGCUGGCCGAGCGAUGUGCGCUGGAAGAGGCGAGUAAGGAGGCGUUUGAUAGGGUCAGGUUGAAGUGUGCGGAUUGCAAUUCGGGCCACAAGGAGAUUUUCCCGUUGCUGAAGCAAGACUCGAAGAGUAAUUACUACAUUGUUGAAGAGUGCGUAGAGAGGUGGGGAAGGUUCAUUGAGGCUAUACAUCAGUAG
Cryptococcus wingfieldii CBS 7118 is the source of this 1977-nucleotide messenger RNA. RefSeq lists its product as hypothetical. The record is from RefSeq and is a predicted model, not a curated record. The transcript is spliced from 5 exons. NCBI's taxonomy places the organism in Eukaryota, Fungi, Basidiomycota, Tremellomycetes, Tremellales, Cryptococcaceae. Bases 1 to 1977 code for a protein of 658 amino acids.